Messenger RNA from Lycium ferocissimum, 1107 nucleotides. Its product is annotated as early nodulin-75-like. The record is from RefSeq and is a predicted model, not a curated record. Bases 1 to 1107 code for a protein of 368 amino acids. Lineage: Eukaryota; Viridiplantae; Streptophyta; Magnoliopsida; Solanales; Solanaceae. The transcript has a single exon.
AUGACUAUUUCACAUUCACAUCUUUGUCUUCUCCUUGGUCUUGUUUUGCUUUUUACUCCAACUCUCUCUCUGAGAAGAGACUUCUUCAAAAUUGUACCUACCGUUGAUCAUCCAGAUAUCUCUUCUACAACCAGAAUUGCUCCUCUUAUAUCACCAACUGCUUCAGCAUCAGAUGUGGCAAGCUCUCCAGAUGUUUCACCAGCUCCCAAAGAACCCUUAGUUAGUUCACCACCUCCAGAAGAAACUCCGGUUAUUUCACCACCUUCAGGAGAUACCCCAGUCGUCUCACCACCUUCAGGAGACACUCCACCUUCAGGAGACACUCCGGUCGUCUCACCGCCUUCAGGAGAUACCCCGGUCGUCUCACCGCCUUCAGGAGACACUCCGAUCGUUUCACCACCUUCAGGAGACACUCCACCUUCAGGAGACACUCCGGUCGUCUCACCGCCUACAGGAGACACUCCACCUUCAGGAGACACUCCGAUCGUUUCACCGCCUUCAGGAGACACUCCGGUCAUCUCACCGCCUUCGGGAGACACUCCGGUCGUCUCACCGCCUUCAGGAGACACUCCACCUUCAGGGGACACUCCGGUCGUCUCACCGCCUUCAGGAGACACUCCACGUUCAGGAGACACUCCGGUCAUCACACCGCCUUCAGGAGACGCUCCGAUUGUCUCACCACCUUCUGGAGACACUCCCGUCGUCUCACCGCCUUCAGGAGACACUCCGGUCAUCUCACCACCUUUAGGAGACGCUCCGGUCAUCUCACCUCCUUCAGGAGACACUCCACCUUCAGGAGACGCUCCGAUCGUCUCCCCGCCUUCAGGAGACACUCCACCUUCAGGAGAUGCUCCGGUCGUCGCACCGCCUUCAGGAGACACUCCGUCUAUUCCACCAUCUUCACCGCCAACUCCUAAGCAUAAUCAUCACCACCACCAUCAUCACCACAAGCAUCAUCAUCAUCACUCGCACCAUCAUGGUCAUAAACACAAACAUCAUCAGCAUGAUCCACCUUCUGAAGAACCUGCACAUGCUGCUGCACCAGCCCCGUCUCCUGAAGUUUUAGUUCAAGCUCCUGAUUCUGUGGUUUUGGACUAUAUCAACUAA